CAUACAAAUACAAACUCUCCUCCUUUCAAAAGCGCUCUCUCUAGGAUAUUGAGUAUUGAGAAAUAUCUCUGAGCCGGAGUUUCGAUUUCACCAAUUCUAAUUAUAAUAUCCCUAUUCGUCUUCUCUCUAAAUCGCAUUAUUUUCUCUCUCUUCUGGGCUGCUGUGGUGGCUGAACGUUAGAGCGAAAGAUCUGUGUUUGAGAGUAUGCCGCCGCCGGCAGUUGAAGGAGGUGGAGGAGGAGGAGAAGGGCGACAGCAGCAACAACCGCCUGGAUUUGGACAGAUGAUUACUGGAGUUAUAAGGAUAGCAGUGUUUUGGUACUUUGCCUCCAAGUUCUUCUCUCCAAAGAAGCCUAUGGAGCCUUCGCUCCAGAUCUCAAAUCUCUUCCACAAAGGCGAAUCGCUGGAUAUGUGGUUUUAUCUUUCUGAACAUGAAAAGUUCAAUGAUUUCGGUAGUGAAGGUGCACUUGUCUGGCAUGAGACAAACAUUCCUUAUGCAGUUUGGGGACCGGAGAGCACCAGGUCUCUCUCUUUGAAGUAUUAUCCAUCUGAGGCUUUGAAGCACAAUGGGAGUCUUUUUGCUCAUGUUUUCUUCACACGUUCUGCUUAUCCUCCGGAUCCCAAUGAUCCCGAGUACCAGCCAUUGGCUGCCUUUGGGAGGACGCAUCCUGUCGUAACAUUCAUGCCCAAGUCAAAAACAGAUAAAAGGAAGAGCCUGUUGGGGAAUUCAAAAGGCUCUACUGAGGGUGAAAUGGCGAAUGAGGUGAUUGAAGACACUAAACUUGAUUCCAAAGAUGAGGGCCCUGUUGAAUGGGUUUCAUAUUGGAAACCAAAUAUUACAGUUAAUUUAGUUGAUGAUUUUACAGGAUAUCCCCAUAAUGCCAUUCCACCUAAUAUUGCUCCUUACUUGAAUACUGAGCCGAGUACAGGGAACUACUAUCCUACCAUUUUCUUCAACGAGUUUUGGUUACUUAGAGAUAAGUUGAUACCGAUCAAUGAGACAUCGAUGGAGUUGCUACUGAAUCUAGAGGUGGGUCCCAUAAGCAUGACCAAGUGGCAACUAUUCCUGCAGAUCGAUCAAUCCUUUCAGGUUCACCGGAAUUACGGAAGCAUGCUUGAAGGCGAGGCUGAUGAACUUAAGAGAGUAUUCUUGGAGGGAAAUCCUGUCCUCCUGGUGAUUACCAUGGUGGUCUCAUUGCUGCAUUCUGUUUUUGACUUCUUGGCAUUUAAGAAUGAUAUCCAGUUUUGGAACAAAAACAAGUCUAUGGAAGGAUUAUCAGCAAAGUCAGUUGUUGUGAGCUUUAUUUGUCAGCUCAUUGUGUUCCUCUACUUACUUGACAAUGAUACUUCAUGGAUGAUACUUGCGAGUUCUGGAAUUGGUUGCUGCAUUGAGUUCUGGAAAAUAGGGAAAGCCAUGCACAUUGAGAUUGAUAGAUCUGGACGGAUACCAAUGUUGAGGUUUCGAGACCGUGAGUCAUAUGCUGGGAACAAGACAAAGGAGUAUGAUGAUCUUGCAAUGAAGUAUUUGUCCUAUGUGCUCUUCUGUCUUGUUGCCUGCUCCUCUGUAUACUCUCUCAUGUAUGAACGCCACAAGAGCUGGUACUCUUGGAUUCUCUCUUCACUAACAAGCUGUGUUUACAUGUUUGGUUUCAUUAUGAUGUGCCCUCAAUUGUUCAUCAACUGGAAGCUGAAGUCUGUGGCUCAUCUACCCUGGAGGCAGAUGACUUACAAGUUUCUUAAUACAAUCAUUGAUGAUCUCUUUGCAUUCGUCAUAAAGAUGCCAAUACUGCAUCGUCUUUCUGUCUUCCGUGACGAUGUUAUAUUUCUGAUAUAUCUAUAUCAGAGGUGGGUUUAUCCAGUUGACCGAAAGCGGGUGAACGAGUUUGGUUUUGGUGGCGAGGAUGACGAUGGGGCCUCCACUAGUACAGAUGUGACAACAUUGAAAGAAGACGAGAAGAAGACCAACUGAGAUGGUUUGAUAUGAACCAUUUAAAAAUGUAUUACAGCACAGCCUGUGAAAUUCACUUGGGAGGAUUUCUCUCCUAAGGUUUUGAUACUCAUUAUGUUUUUUUUUUUUUUUUUUUGGAAUUCUAAACAGUUUUACAGUGGGUUAACACAGACUACAAUGGUUCUUGGGUUUCGGAUCUUCUGUUGGGAGAGUACCAAGGCCAUGUUUUAUAAGACAAAAGUAAAUAGGAAUGUCCAUUCAUUGGGAAUGUUUUUCUAAGGAAAAAGUUUGAAUGUAUUUGACUGUUGAAUGUUCCA
Cornus florida is the source of this 2264-nucleotide messenger RNA. RefSeq lists its product as uncharacterized. The coding region runs from base 205 to 1968 and encodes 587 amino acids. NCBI's taxonomy places the organism in Eukaryota, Viridiplantae, Streptophyta, Magnoliopsida, Cornales, Cornaceae. Gene Ontology annotation, cellular component: endomembrane system; membrane. The record is from RefSeq and is a predicted model, not a curated record. The transcript is spliced from 12 exons.